CACCUACGAUGUUGAAGACCUUAAAUAUUUUCUUCUUUGAUCACCACCAUAUACACCUUAUAUCUCCUUUUGAGCUGGCCUCAUCCUUUAGAGUGAUCGAAUAAUGUUGACCAUGAGAUCAUCUUUCUCCUUUAUUACAGCUGGUCUGCUUUCUAUUCUUAUGUUUCGGCCUUUACCAGCUCUGGCAGCGGUAAGAGGGUUGGCUUGGGGUGUCAACGAUGCUUGGGCACCAACAAUCGCCGAUAAGCCAUUAAUCACUUGGGCAUAUCAUUGGCAACUAGGACCGAUUGAAACGUUACCCGACAAAGUGGAAUAUAUACCUAUGAAUUGGGGACCAAAAUAUGUAUCCGAAUGGGCAGAACGUGUAGUAGAAAUGAAUUGUUCUCUACCCAAGUAUAUCCUUGCAUAUAAUGAACCAGAUGUUGUCUCACAAUCCAACAUGACUCCUCUCGAAGCAGCACUUGAUUACAUUGCUGAAUUGGAACCUUAUCGGCAAAUGGGCGUGCAAGUUAGCAGUCCUCAGAUUGCAUGGAAUUAUACUUGGCUGGAUGCAUUUCUUACAGAACUCCGCUCGAGAGGUAGUGAUGUUGAUUUUAUUGCCGUUCAUUAUUAUGGAUCCUAUAAUAGUUUAGACUAUGCCCAAAGUUAUAUCUCACAAGCAUGGAGCAAAUAUAAGCUGCCUAUUUGGGUUACCGAGAUUGGAACGACAAAUGCAUCAAAAGGUACGAAUGCACAAGUACGUCAAUUUAUGAUUGAUUUCAUUAAAUGGCUCGAUUUAAAGGCUUAUGUGAAACGGGUAGCAUGGACUGGUUGUUAUGCGUUGAAUAAUCCACCUGAUAAUUAUAUCAGCAAAUAUACAAGCAUGUUCUUCCCUGAUGGACAAUUACGAAGGAUAGGGAAAGAGUAUGCUUCUAUUUCUGCUAAGCCGGCCAAACACCGAAAACGAUCCGUUAUUCAAUUAAUCAGUGAUGGUCAUGGUCCGGCUUCUAUGACAUUUGCUCGUUCAUUAAAGCAAGCAAAAGAUGGUAAGCCAUGGGAUACAGAAUUGCAAUUGGAUAAAUAUAAUCUAGGUACAAUCAGAACUCGCUCAACCGAUAGCUAUGUGACAGAUUCAGCAGCAAGUGCAACUGCUUAUUCGUGUGGUGUAAAGAGUAAGAACGCAUAUAUUGGCGUAGAUGAUGCAAAGGUUGCUUGUGGUACAGUAUUGGAAGCCGCUAAACAAAAGAAUUAUAACACUGCUUUAGUUACUACAAGUCGGGUAACACACGCAACUCCUGCAAGUUAUGCUGCCCACAUUGAUGAUCGUGACUUAGAAAACGAGAUUGCAGCUCAAGAAUUAGGAGAGACUGUUUUAGGUCGUCAAGUUGAUCUUAUUUGGGGAGGUGGUUUACGACAUUUUACACCAAAUUCAACUUCCGGUUCUUCUCGUACAGAUUCUCGUGAUCUUGUUGCAGAAGCACAAAAAGCAGGUUGGGACGUCGUGCUUAAUAAGACUCAAUUUGAUAAAUAUCAAGGUGGUAAAGCCGUCAAAUUACCCAGUUUAGGAUUGUUCACAAAAAGUCAUAUGGCGUACGAGAUUGACCGAAAUGCAACAAUGGAACCAAGCUUAACAGAAAUGGCAAUCGCAGCUUUGACCGCACUUAAGCAAGCAGAUAAGCCAUUCUUCAUCAUGAUCGAAGGGGCAAGGAUAGACCAUGCAGCACAUAAUAAUGACCCGAUUGGUCACUUUUACGAUAUUGUGGAGUACAAUAAUAUGUUUGAAGCCGUUGUCAAAUGGAUUGAUGAGAAUGAAAGUGGUUCACCAAAUGAGCCAGAGUACAUCGUCAUUUCGACAAGUGAUCACGAAUGCGGCGGUUUAACAUUGGCCGAACAGAGAGUGGAAGAUGAAGUGGCCGCAUAUGUAUGGUACCCAGACGUUCUCUUUGGCGCAAAACAUUCGACCGAAUUCCUGUCUGCUCAAUUUUUGUCGUGGGCCAUGAAUAAGAGCGACUCUGAUCAAUUCAACUAUAUGCGUGAUACAAUCAUCAAAGAUAACCUUGCCGUUGCCGAUGUUCAAGAUGAUGAAGUACAACGAGCAGUAGAUUUGUCAAAAGAGAGCGAUAGUGGUUUAAGUUUGACAAUCUGGUUGGCCAGCAUCAUGAAUUGGAGAGCACACUUAGGUUGGUCCACAACUGGCCAUUCCGGUGUAGAUGUUUUACUAUAUGCCUAUAUAAAAAGCAAAAAGGGAAAUCUUAUCUUGGAUCAAUUCAAAGGAAACCAUGAGAAUACUUGGAUCGGUCAAUGGACAGCAAAGUAUCUCAAUCUGGAUCUUGAAAGUGUCACACGUAAGCUGAACAACGGUUCUGAUGUUCUACCAGGAGCAAGUUCGGCAAACAAGACAACGUAUACCGGAGAAUAUCAUUCAGGUACCAAGCGUGUUUUGCCUAAUCGUCCAUCGCAAAAACGUGAUGUCGGUUAUUCGCAUUUGGAGAAUACGCAAUUGUUCAGCGAUUACGCCAAAAGGGCUGGAGAGGUACAUGAAAGAAGUCAUUCAUUUGCAGCCCGUAGUCGUAUUGAACAUCGUUCUGAAUUGUGA
Molecule: messenger RNA, 2575 nt
Organism: Meira miltonrushii
Lineage: Eukaryota; Fungi; Basidiomycota; Exobasidiomycetes; Exobasidiales; Brachybasidiaceae
Product: alkaline phosphatase-like protein
Exons: 3
Coding region: 104-2575 (823 amino acids)
Biological process (GO): dephosphorylation
Cellular component (GO): fungal-type vacuole membrane
Molecular function (GO): alkaline phosphatase activity
Source: RefSeq, a predicted model, not a curated record